UACUGAUUACUGGUAAUCUAUUAUGUUGAUGUUUUUUUUUCCGCGUCAACUACGACUCACGAGUGUUAGGAUGUUAUUGAAAAUAAAACGUCGUCUUUAACGGUUUUCCUUUUUCGGCGUCGUAGUGUAAGACUAUUUCGUACGUUUUUUCGUUAAAAAUUAAAUUAAGUACUUUUUAAAAUAAUAUAUUUAUCAUAUCGUGUGAACUAUUACUGUUUAUUAUGAAAACAUGAAGAACGACUGUGCUAAGCGAACUAAUACAUCUAAAGUCCCUGUUGAAGUAUCAGACUCAUUGCAAAAUCUUUCAAAAGUCGUAGACAAUGUGCGACAAUCAAUUGGUAAUAUUCCUGUUUUACCAUCUACGAGUGGUAAAUCAGAACAGAAUGAAUUGCCACCACCUGUGGCUGUCUCAGUGGAAACGGAAGAAGACAUAGAAAAAAAAGAAAGAGAAACAUUAAUGGGUUUCAUUUCGGAAUGUGUUACUAGACAAGAAGAAAAGAAAAAAUUAAGACAAAACAAUCAAGAAUGUGUGUUCCCUGAUGAAUCUGAAAUAUCUAAACGUGAUUCUAGUCUAAAAAAAAAUACUGCGUUCAUAAGGAAACUUAAAAAUUUUCCUCCACCUCAAUUAGACCAAUUACUCAAAGAUAUGAAUUCUUUGAAUUUGACUAAAUAUUUAUCAGAAGUCGUGUCAGCUCUUACUGAAAUCAAACUUAAAAUGACAGAAAUUGAUGCCAUGAUAUUAUUAUGCACUCAGUUAAACAUAACCUACUCUGAUUUUUCAAAAAUUUUCUUUGAACAGUGGCAAAAAAUUUUAAACAUUAAAAAAGAUGAUAAGAUUGCCAACAUGAGCAAAUUUAGAGUUGAUCUUAGGCUUUUUGCUGAACUUACAUCAGCUGGUAUUGUACCACAAAAAGAAGGUCUUAUCUUACUUGGUAAUAUACUGACCAUCUUGAUUAACUCAGAUCUUCAGGAACAUAACAAUUUAAAUAUUAUACUAAGCUUUUGUAAAUAUUGUGGUGAUGACUAUGCUGGAUUAGUUCCAAAAGAAAUGCAAAAAUUGGCAGAAAAAUAUGAUGUUGAAAUUCCUAAAAGUGAUAUGCUUUCCAGCGACAAACAAAAAAAUGUUAGGGUUCUAUUGAAAGAAUACUAUGUAUCUUUAUGUAAUCAUGUAAAAAGAAUGCAUCAUGAUAUUGAGUAUGCAGAAAAACAAAAUGAAAAAAUAUUACAAACAAAAGGUGAACUUAGACCAGAACGUAAAGCUAAAAAUGAACAAAUGAAUGUUACAUAUCAAAAACUUUACAGUUCCACAUUGACUUUUGCUGAUAUACUUAAUGAACCAUUCAUUAUGUUAAAAGAAGAGAAAAAAAAUAGUUCAACUGAAGAUUUGACUGAUUCAGAGUUAGACAUAAUUGGAACAGCAACACCAUCAGAACUAACAAGUCUUUGGGAAGAUGAAGAGACUCAGAAGUUUUAUGAAGAAUUUCCAAAUCUUAGUAAUUAUAUUCCUGAUAAAAAUAAGAAAUUAGAUGAACCUGAAGAAAUUGAUAUAGAAAGUAAUGCUAAGAAAAGCAUUUCGGACAUUAAAGAUGCUGCUGAAAUUGAAGUAUCCAAUAUUGGUACCAAAGUUGUAUUUGAAACAUUUAUUGAACAGCUACCAAAGUGUGUAAAUCGAGAAAUGAUUGACAAUUUGGCAAUAGAAUUUUUAAUAAAUCUUAACACCAAGAACAAUCGUAAGAAAUUAGUUAAAGUUCUGUUUAGUGUACCUAGAACAAGAGUAGAUCUUUUGCCAUUCUAUACACGUCUAGUAGCAAUUUUAAAUCCUUUAAUGCCAGAAGUUGGACUUGAACUUUGUUCUUUAUUAAAAAGUGACUUCAGAUAUAAUGUAAAGAAAAAAGAUCAGAUUAACAUAGAAACAAAACUUAAAGUCGUACGUUACAUUGGAGAAAUGGUGAAAUUUAACUUAAUGGCCAAAUCUGAAGCAUUGCACUGUUUUAAAAUGCUACUAAAUGAUUUUACUCAUCAUCAUAUAGAAAUGGGUUGUGCUUUAUUAGAAACAGCUGGUAGAUUUUUAUAUCGUUCGCCAGAAAGUCACCACCGUACCAAAAUAUACUUAGAACAAAUGAUGAGAGUCAAAUCCAUUUCAGCACUUAGACCAGUAUAUGUUACAAUGAUUGAAAAUGCUUACUAUUUUGUUAAUCCUACUGAUUCACCAGCUAUUAUGAAAAAGCAAAGACCAAUAUUACACGAGUUUAUAAGACAUUUAUUGUAUAAUGAGCUAAAAGAUGCUCCUGAAAAAGAAAAUAUGAUUUUGAGUCUUCUAAAACAAAUGGACUGGGAAAAUUUGGCAGAAAAAACUUAUUUGAUAAAAUGUUUAACCGAAGCGUGGAAUGUUACGUAUCCAAUGAUUUCAGAUUUAGCAUGUUUGGUUGCAGCUUUUGUUGAUUACGAUGAUUCAAUUGGAACACGUGUUGUUGAUGGUGUUAUGGAAGAUAUACGUGUUGGUCUUGAAACAAACUUGGUGAAAUUUAAUCAAAGAAGAAUAGCUAUGAUCAAAUAUUUUGGUGAGCUGUAUAAUUAUAGAUUAAUAGAAAGCAAUGAUGUAUUCAAAGUAUUGUACAGUUUUGUUUCAUUUGGUGUUGUAUAUGAUCCAGAUUUCUAUUCCACUUUUGAUCCUCCUCAAAAUUUAUUUAGAUUAAAACUUAUAUGCGUUUUACUUGACACUUGUGGUGAAUUUUUCAACCGAGGCCCUGGUAAACUUAAAUUAGAUUGUUUUAUUUUAUACUUUCAAUAUUACUUUUGGUUAAAAAAAUCAAGUACUACUUGGGAUACUCAAAAUCCUUUUCCAGUUACGGUGGAUUACAUGGUUACAGAUGUAUUAAAAAAACUCAGACCCAACUUGAAAAUGAAAAAUUGUUUCCUUGAAGCUCAAAAAAUUGUUAUGCUUCUUCAAGAAAGACUCAUUCAACAAUAUAAUCUUAAAGAAAAUGAAGAAUCUCAAUUAGCUACUAUUGAUGAAGAAGCAGAUGAACGACAUAAUGAGGAGACACAAGAAGAAGACUCUGACAUUGAUACUUCCGAAGACGAAGAUAGUGAUGCUUCUGCAAGUAGUGAUAAAAUUCAAGAUGAACCUGUCCGCCGUAAGAUUGAAGAUCCAGAGGACUUUGAGUUUUUAGAAUCUUUUGAUAAAAUGGUCAGUGAUAACGUACAAGAAAGAACAAAAGAAGCGACACGUCCUCAGACGGAAAUAUCUAUACCAUUUCAUUUAAAAAAAUAUAGUAAAAAAACUUAUGAACAGUUACAGAGUACAAAUGAAGAUGAUUCUGUGAAUUUUAUAUUAAUGUUGAAAAAGGGUAACAAACAAACUUUCAAAAGCUUACAAGUACCAGUAGAUUCUGAAUUGGCAUCAAAUUUAAAGAGUCAAGAAAUGGCUGAGCAAGCAGAGUUAAGAAGAGUAAAACAAUUGACUUUGGACAUCAACAACAGACAAGAAGAAGAAGAUUAUAAAGAUUUAACUCAAGUAAUGCAGAAGCCUAUUGUUACGUGUAUUAAAGAUAAAAAGCUAACUCCAAAUAAAGGAACACCAGAUGCUGAAUCUAUAUUUGGGAAAAAAAAAAGUGACAAAUGGGUAUAAAUAGAUGUACAAAUAACUCCAUGUGUGGUUUGGAUACAACAGAUAAGACUCAAAUUAUUUGUGAUAUUAAUUUAAGUUAUAAGUACAAGUAUACAAAAAGAAAAAUAUAUUUUUG
Sipha flava (yellow sugarcane aphid) is the source of this 3746-nucleotide messenger RNA. It is a transcript of the gene Upf2, whose product is annotated as regulator of nonsense transcripts 2. Gene Ontology annotation, biological process: nuclear-transcribed mRNA catabolic process, nonsense-mediated decay. The transcript is spliced from 3 exons. The record is from RefSeq and is a predicted model, not a curated record. Gene Ontology annotation, molecular function: protein binding; RNA binding. Gene Ontology annotation, cellular component: cytoplasm; exon-exon junction complex. The coding region runs from base 230 to 3631 and encodes 1133 amino acids. NCBI's taxonomy places the organism in Eukaryota, Metazoa, Arthropoda, Insecta, Hemiptera, Aphididae.